AGUGAUGAAACAAUGGCGUAGGUAACCAGCAAGUCUGAAUGAACGGGUUGCAAAAAUUCUCGUCGAUUUAAUUAACUAUUUCGACCAUCAAAAAAAGAAAUGUCGAACCGGGACCCGGACAAUUUGAUGGCGACAAACGACGAGAAUUUCGACUACUUGUUCAAGAUCGUGCUUAUCGGAGAUUGUGGUACAGGAAAGACCUGUGUUGUUCAAAGAUUUCGAUCUGGUACAUUUAUCGAAAGACAUGGAAAUACAAUUGGUGUAGAUUUUUCUAUGAAAACUGUAUUAAUUGAUGACAAAAAAAUUAAGUUACAAAUAUGGGAUACAGCUGGUCAAGAAAGAUUUCGUACAAUAACACAGAGUUAUUACAGAUCAGCUAAUGGUGUUAUUGUUGUUUAUGAUAUUACAAAGAGAUCUACAUUCUUAAGUUUACAACAUUGGGUUGAAGAAGUACGAAAAUACACUUCUUCACAUGUUUUGUUAGUUUUAGUUGGUAAUAAAUGUGAUCUACAAGAUUUAAGAGAAGUUGAAAAAGAAGAAGCAGAAGCUCUUUGUCAAUAUCUUCCUGAAGUGUUACAAGUAGUAGAAACAUCAGCCAAAGAAAAUACCAAUAUAGAUUCUAUAUUUUUUUACCUGGCAUCAGAGCUCAAAAGGCGACACGAAAAUCGCCAAAUUAAUGCUAAUCAGGAUGAAGUUGUUAGACUUGGCGCAGGACGAAAAUUGUCUUCCUGCUCAAAUUGUUCAUAUAAAAUAUUUUAAAUGGCGAGGGAAAGGGUAAACAAAUAGUACAUACCGCAGUUCACAAGAGUCCAUAACUGCGAAAAGACCAAUUUUCGUUCUUCGCGCAUCUCCAGUGCGCACCUUCGCCCUGAUUGGCGAUACUCUCAAACGAAGUGGCAAGCGAUUAGCAGAGAGCUCGCUGCGUUUCCCCACCAUCUUCCAACCUGCGCGUCGCAGUUAUGGACUCUAGUAAACUGCGUAUACAUAUCUUGUUCAAAUUGAAAUUUUUAUACAAAACGAAGAAACAGUGUCUUAUAUUUUUAUAAUGAUUCAAAUCAUGUGAUAUUAAGACAAAAUUGAAUCACUAUAUUGUUGAUAUUCAUGGUAUUGAGCCAGUAUUUUCUAUCACUGUCCAAUUAAUAUCAAAAUAAGAGUUUACUACUCGUUUUACAUUAAUUAGAAAACUUGCAAUUGUAUUUACAAUUUUAUCGGAGACUUACGACUGGUAGUCGGGUUUUGUAAUUUAUACAGUUGUAAAUAUAAACUCUUAGUCUUUACGUAUUUCGUGACAAUUAUGUACUUCAGCGGUUCAGAAACGUAGUAGUUGUGAAUGCUCAUAUUUAUUUAUAAUGAAGAGAAUCUCAGAAUACAGAAAUAAUAUAUUAAUAUAUUUUUUUAGAAGAAUAUUUUAGUACUAUACUAUUUUGUAAUGUUGUAACAUUGAAAUGAUUCAAAUAAAAUAUAAAUACAAUUAUA
This is a messenger RNA of Osmia bicornis bicornis, 1476 nucleotides long. RefSeq names its product ras-related protein Rab-43 (gene Rab19). The record is from RefSeq and is a predicted model, not a curated record. The coding region runs from base 100 to 759 and encodes 219 amino acids. Gene Ontology annotation, molecular function: GTP binding; GTPase activity. The transcript is spliced from 5 exons. Lineage: Eukaryota; Metazoa; Arthropoda; Insecta; Hymenoptera; Megachilidae. Gene Ontology annotation, biological process: protein secretion; regulation of exocytosis.